UAAAUUUAUUUUUUUUUCAAUUGUCUUGGUCUUAUAUGAAUCAAACAUAGUUUAGAUACAGUGAAUUGCAAAAAAAAUAAAAUUUAAAAUCAUCAGGAAAAUCUAGAACAAUACCGUUGAAAAAUGAAUCUGUUUUAUAGCAUCUUUUUAGCUUUUUUAUUAUUCAUCGGUUUCUGUCAAGCCGAUUAUGAAGAUCUGAAAACUUUAUCAUUAAAAAUUGGCGAAAUGCAAUGUCAAAAUGUGCCAAAAAUAUCGGAAUUUCUACGGAAUUAUCACACUUUAAAAAAUGGUCCUAAUUUUGGUGAUGACUAUGCUCAAUUACAAUCUAUGUUGAAUGAAACAAAAGUUUUAUAUUCAGCUUUAAUGGAUCAGAUUAGUUACUAUGCACAAUCUGAACAUGAACUAUCGUUUUCAAAUCAGAAUUAUUUCAAUUUAAUGAUCUAUUGGCAUAUACGUUCGAUACAAUGUCAAAGUUUAUAUAUGGUAUUUAAAUGGAUCGAACAAGACUUGUUACGAUAUCGUGAAGAUCAUUCUUCCAAGCUUCGUGAUGUAUUCGAUGAUGGUCAAUUUCAAACAAAGAUGACAAAUUAUAUUAAAAAACAUUAUUUGUCCGAUUUGGAUAUCCUCAAUCAAUUGGAUUAUGAUAUAUUUGAUUUUGUUCGAAAGGCCGCCAAACAUGUGGAUAAAAAUAGCAUUAUUAGUACGCUACAAAAACUUCAUGAAUUAUUUGAUGUAGUUAAUAGUGGCCUUACCAAAGAUAUAAUUUCACCUGCACAUGAUGAUCUAUAUAAAAAUGGAUUAGAUUUUUCCAUGCAAAGCCAUGUAUUGAUUACUUCAACACUUAGUUAUUACCGUUGGCUAACAGAUUUUAUGCAUCAAUAUCAGGAAAUAUUCCAAAAACAUUUUCCUUGAUUAAUAUAACAAAAUGUUACAAUAUUUUUUGAAAGUUA
This is a messenger RNA of Dermatophagoides pteronyssinus (European house dust mite), 950 nucleotides long. RefSeq lists its product as uncharacterized. NCBI's taxonomy places the organism in Eukaryota, Metazoa, Arthropoda, Arachnida, Sarcoptiformes, Pyroglyphidae. The record is from RefSeq and is a predicted model, not a curated record.